Molecule: messenger RNA, 624 nt
Organism: Acanthosepion pharaonis
Lineage: Eukaryota; Metazoa; Mollusca; Cephalopoda; Sepiida; Sepiidae
Source: the annotation of a GenBank genome assembly
AUGUGGAGUUGGAAAAAAAGAAAGCGUUUUAGCUUUAAUUUAGUGAUAAACUGUUUUUUUCUCUUCUUUUUGGUUCCAUUCAUUCUCUCUCUGAUUCACCCACCCUCAUUCUCUCUCUCAAUCUCUCUCUCAUUCUCUCUCUCAUUCAUUCUCUCUUUCACUCAUUCACUCUCUUUCUCCCUCAUUCUCUCUCUAAUUCUCUCUCUCACUCACUCUCUCUUUCUUUUUAUCUCAUUCUGUAUCGAUCUUUCUCACAUUUUAUCUCUCACUCAUUCUCUCUCUCUAACUCAUUCUCUAUCUCUCAUUCUUUCUCUCUAUCUCUUUCUCUCUCAUUCUGUCUCUCAUUCUCUCUCUUUCUUUCUCUCUCAUUCUUUCUCUCUCUCACUCAUUCUCUCUCUCACUCAUUUUUUCUUUCGCUUUCAUUCUCUCUCUCUCAUUCUCUCUCAUUCUUUCUCUCUCAUUCUUUCUCAUUCUCUGUCUUUCUCACCCUCUCUCACUCAUUCUGUCUCAUUCUCUCUCACUCGCUCAUUCUCUCUCUCUCUCAUUCUCCCCACCUCCUCUCACUAUCUUGAAUUCAUAAGGGUGAAAAAGGAUGAAUUUUUUUUUUCUAUUUCCCUCCUUUGA